AUACUUCACGCGAGCCAUGAGUGGGUCAGGGGCCCUUCUCCUCCAAGCCCGUUGCAACCUUUUUCUCUACCCACGCUAAACGCAUACGAACAAAGAAGACGCCGGCGCCCUUCCUCCGUCCAACCGCCGACCGCCUCUGCUCUCGCCUACAUCUGACGUUCGCCAUCCGCCGCAUUCACCGCCGCACCGCUUAGCAGCCCAGCCACCGCGCGACUCCUCCGCCGCCGAGCGUCCAUCGUCGCCACGCUACCGCCGGAGCUCCGACUGAUUUCAAAUUUUUAUUUGAUAUUACCUAGAGGUAUCUCUAAGGAACAUGGAGAAAGCUACAAUUGAUUCUGCCUGUGAUGUCGAGGAAGAAUAUGUAUUGCUUGACCUUGGUGAUGUAUCGCUGCUUGACAUUCCACCCAAUGCUCCAUAUGUUCUAUCUGGUUUAGACACCAUGAAUCCAAUUUUGACCAUCUGCGACAAAAUUAAGAUGAUUGGAGAAUAUGAAGAAACCAUAGGCACGUGUCUUACCUUCGCAGAAGAGGAAGUCCCUGUGGUUGAAGAAGAAGCUGAGCCAUCUGAAUCAAAUCGUCGCUCGAGAGAAGCAGCUGAACCAAAACAAGCUCCCAGAAAGGAGUUAAAGCCUGUUGCAUCUGUACAUAAGAUCCUUAAAUUUAAGUUACUUGAUUCUGCUGUUCCAAACUCAAUAUCUUAGUACACUUAAGAGACUAAUGUUAUUAUAUAUUUGUAUAUAUUACUUUAGCAUGCUUCUGUUCUGAAUACCUCUAGAAAAAUGUAAAUAUCAAGAACUUGUGGAUUGAGUUAUAAGUUUUAUCUAUAGUUAGCUGCAUUGAACAGAUAAUCUAAGAAUUUAGAAGAGCCCUUGUGAGAGGGUGUUUGGCCC
Molecule: messenger RNA, 889 nt
Organism: Benincasa hispida (wax gourd)
Lineage: Eukaryota; Viridiplantae; Streptophyta; Magnoliopsida; Cucurbitales; Cucurbitaceae
Biological process (GO): transcription by RNA polymerase III
Cellular component (GO): transcription factor TFIIIC complex
Source: RefSeq, a predicted model, not a curated record